AUGGUGAUCUCUCUCUAUUUUUUUCUCUUCCUAUCGUUUCAUAUUUCUUUUUCUCAUGAGAGGAAAUGCCGUUUCUGUCCUGCUUGUCCGCCUAAGUUCAAGGAUUUGAAAAAAUUUUUUUUUUCAAAAAAAACCGGUUACAUGGGGAAAACCAAAACACAUAUACAUACACACGCAUCUAUCUAUCUAUCUAUCUAUCUAUCUAUCUAUCUAUCUAUCUAUCUAUCUAUCUAUCUAUCACUCUCUCUCUCUCUCUCUAUAUAUAUAUAUAUAUAUAUAUAUUCCUUUAUUCCUUUCUUCUUUCUUUCUUUUCAUCUUUCCUUCUUUCUUUCUUUAUUUUUCUCUAUUGACACCUUUAUUUUUUCUUCUUUCAUUUUUCUCUUUUUUUCUUCUUUCCUUUUAUCAUUCUUUCUUUCAUUCGUUCUUUAUUUCUUUAUUUCUUUUCAGUUCUUUUUUUCUUUCUUCUUUGAUUUCUCUCUUCCUUUUCUUUUCUUCUUUCCUUUUUCAUUCAUUCAUUCUUUCUUUCUUUCUUUCUUUCUAGUCCUUUAUUUCUUUCUUUCAUUUCUUCUUUCUUUCUUUCGAUCUUUGUUUUUAUACAUCCUUCUUUAUUGGUUUCUACACUAUAUCUUGUUUCCUUUUACCAAAAUUUCUUUCUUUCUUUCUUUCUUUCUUUCUUUCUUUCUUUCUUUCAAUCAAUCAACCUUCCUUAUUUUAGUUUAUGCAUUUCUUUUGCAGAUUUCCUAUAUUGUCCUUAUUCAGCUGUAA
Messenger RNA from Acanthosepion pharaonis, 765 nucleotides. Lineage: Eukaryota; Metazoa; Mollusca; Cephalopoda; Sepiida; Sepiidae. The record is from the annotation of a GenBank genome assembly.